Molecule: messenger RNA, 1300 nt
Organism: Schistocerca gregaria
Lineage: Eukaryota; Metazoa; Arthropoda; Insecta; Orthoptera; Acrididae
Gene: Ssl1
Product: general transcription factor IIH subunit 2
Exons: 7
Coding region: 22-1266 (414 amino acids)
Biological process (GO): regulation of transcription by RNA polymerase II; DNA-templated transcription; nucleotide-excision repair
Cellular component (GO): transcription factor TFIIH holo complex; transcription factor TFIIH core complex
Molecular function (GO): zinc ion binding
Source: RefSeq, a predicted model, not a curated record
CCAAUAAUAGUACAUUGUGAGAUGGCUGAAGAAGAAGAAACCGGAAAGGAAUAUCGAUGGGAAACGGGAUAUGAAAAGACUUGGGAAGCAAUCAAGGAAGAUGAGGAAGGUCUUCUUGAAGGAUCUGUUGCGGAUAUCAUCCAAAGAGCAAAGAGACGAAGACAGGCAGACAGGCGUGGAAAUAUUCGUCUUGGUAUGAUGAGACAUCUCUACCUAAUUGUUGACUUUUCAGAAGCAAUGUCAAAUCAAGAUCUGAAACCAACAAGACAUCUUUGUUCUGUUAAGCUUUUAGAAUCAUUCAUCGAUGAAUUUUUUGACCAAAAUCCAAUUAGUCAGCUUGGUAUAAUCAUAACAAGGAACAAGCGAGCUGAAAAAAUUACUGAACUUGCAGGCAAUCCAAGAAAACAUAUAAAGGCGGUAAGACAACUUGCAGAAGCAACAUGCAGUGGGGAACCUUCUCUUCAAAAUGCUCUAGAACUGUCUCUGAGGUCUUUGCGUCUUCUACCAUCCCAUGCAAGCAGAGAAGUCCUUGUUAUAUUUGGUAGCCUUACUACUUGUGAUCCUGGAGAUAUAACAGUCACCAUAGAGUCUCUGAAAAAGCAAGGUGUACGGUGCUCAGUAGUGGGCCUAGCAGCAGAAGUACACGUAUGUCGUCGGCUAAGCCGAGAGACUGGGGGUGAGUUUGGUGUUGUUCUCGAUGACUGCCACUACCGUGACCAGCUUUUUAUGCAUGUUGAGCCACCACCAGCUGCAUCCUGCCUGGAAUCUUCACUUAUUAAAAUGGGCUUCCCACACCACAGUGCAGCAGAGGGCAAAGAAACUCCUCUCACCAUCUGCAUGUGCCAUUUAGAUGUACCAGCAGCAGAAGCCAAAGGUGUGAGCCAUAGUGGAGCAGGAUACUUCUGCCCUCAGUGUUGUAGUCGAUAUUGUGAACUGCCUGUUGAAUGCCGAGCAUGUGGGCUCACACUUGUGUCUGCACCUCAUUUGGCCCGUUCCUACCAUCAUUUGUUUCCUGUGGAGAAUUUUGUUGAACUGGAACAGAAUCUUGAUCUUCACAAACAGUGUUAUGCCUGUCAGAGAUCAUAUGGAGAUCAUGAUAAACAUGUGUAUGAGUGUGGGCGUUGCAGCCAAGUGUUUUGUUUGGACUGUGACUUGUUUAUCCAUGAUACAUUACAUACGUGUCCAGGAUGUGCUACAAAUCAACAGACUUUCCAUCUUAUGGGAAGUGGUGAUAAUGGAAGUUCACUUUCUGUGAAUUUAAUAUGAAUAAAGACCGAGAUACUUGAUGCCUGAGUCUGAA